Molecule: messenger RNA, 2102 nt
Organism: Coccidioides posadasii C735 delta SOWgp
Lineage: Eukaryota; Fungi; Ascomycota; Eurotiomycetes; Onygenales; Onygenaceae
Gene: NSP1
Product: FG-nucleoporin nsp1
Biological process (GO): RNA export from nucleus; protein import into nucleus
Cellular component (GO): nuclear pore central transport channel; nuclear pore
Molecular function (GO): phospholipid binding; structural constituent of nuclear pore
Source: RefSeq, a predicted model, not a curated record
UGCAGCUCGACAGCGCCAGAGAGACCAUCUUGACCUGCGCAGACCGCCGUGCCCGCAGCCGAGCCAGUCACUCGAGUCUAUCACACCAUCGUGCAACCGCCUUCUUUCUACACCCUGAGCCUCUCCUUCAGCUAUGAAUGUUUUGCAGUUUUAGCUAGCCAGCUGUUGUUUUCAUUAUUUAUCCAUCCCCAGUGCGCGAAGACGCGUGCCUCCCGAGAACAAUGUCGAAUCCAUUCCAGUUCGGUAAACCCGCGACGACCAGCGGCGAGUCGACCGCUCCCAGCACUUCUCCCUUCGGCCAAAACGCUUCCGGUUCUUCUGGAGCAAGUGGGAUUUUUGGCCACAUUGGUUCAGCUUUGACGACUGGGCCAGCCCAACCACCCAUGUUUGGAGGAGCUGCUACUACUCAACCUAGCUCUCUCUUUGGACAGGGCUCGUCGAGCUCCCCGGCCUUCUCAUUAAAACCAGCGGAUCAGAAACAGCCGUCAGCUCCUAUUUUUGGAGCCACCCCCAACAAGCCUGCCGAGUCUGGGCAGCAACAAGGUGGAAACCUGUUUGGAGAGGUUGGCAAACAGAGCUCUGCCCCUUCAAUGUUAGGUAGCGCCACUCCUGCUCCCGCGAGUGGAGGAUUGUUUGGGAGUCUAUCGACCACUCCGGCCGGUCCACCUCCCACUUCUACCGGACAGCCUGCCUUCGGCCAAGCUCCUCAAAGCGCCGCCGGAGCAUCUACUCUCUUUGGCGCCAAAUCUGCCACGCCUUCAACAACAACAGCGUCGACACAGCCAACUGCCGCUGCCGGCGGAGGAUUAUUCGGCGGAGCCGCUAAGAGUGAUUCCACUCCAGCAUUCGGCUCGGGAGGGCUUUUUGGGAACAUUGGUGGUGAUAAGCAAGCUGCGACGAAUCAAGCAGUAAAAGGAGAUGGGAAACCAAAUUUAUUUGCUGGCCCCGCGUCAACACCGACCACUACCACGCAGGCGACCGGAUCUUUGUUCUCGACUCCCGCAACGUCAGCGGAGAAACCCGCACCACCAGCCUUUAGUUUCCCAUCCGCUACUACGUCGUCAGGUACACCAACCACUACUACCACUCCCACGGCCCCCGCGACCGGAGGACUAUUUGGCGCACUCGGCACCCCGAAAACCUCUGCCCCAACCGAUGCGUCGAAGACAGCCAUCACACAAGCACCUCCCCCUUCUCUAUUUUCACUCACUAAGCCUUCGGAAACUACAUCGGCUGCACCCACACUAGGAACUACCGCUACAACUCCUGCAACCACCUCCGGCGCUACGACUACAGCCACUACAACUGCAACUUCUGCCCCCACAACUGGUGCCCCAACCACUACAGCUCCAGCUACUACCACUGCAGGCGCUACCACUCUAGGCGCAUCCACAGUCGGCCCUGCGCCCCCCGCACAGUCCCGUCUAAAGAAUAAGACCAUGGAUGAAAUCAUCACACGUUGGGCAACAGAUCUGGCGAAAUAUCAAAAGCAAUUUCAAGAGCAAGCCGAACAAGUUGCGGACUGGGACCGCAUGUUGGUAGAAAACAUCACUAGAGCACAAAAAUUGUACGCAAGCACAGUCGAUGCAGACCGGGCUACACAGGAAGUUGAACGGCAGUUGGCAGCUGUUGAAGGUCAGCAGGACGAGUUGAGCUCCUGGCUCGAUAGAUAUGAGCAGGAGGUUGAGGCAUUGCUAUCCAAGCAAGUCGGUGCUGGAGAUACACUGCAGGGACCAGAUCAGGAGCGUGAGAGGACCUACAAACUCGCCGAACGUCUCUCUGAGCGUCUCAAUGACAUGGGUCAAGACCUUACCAGUAUGAUCGAAGAGGUCAACUCUGCAUCCGCAAAUUUAAGCAAGACCACGAAGGCAGAUGAACCUAUCUCCCAAAUCGUUCGCAUCCUCAAUUCACAUCUCUCCCAACUUCAGCUCAUCGACCAAGGAACCGCAGCUCUGCGUGCAAAAAUAAACACUGCCCAGAUGGCCGGCAGCUCAUUCAAUGGGCUCCAGAGCCAAUAUGGUGGGUAUCGAAGUGGAACGCCUGGGAGCGUAAGUGGAAGUGCUGCCGAGGACUUUUACCGAGCGUACAUGGGCCGGCGGUAA